AUGAAUUUCGAAGAUACCUAUCAUUCUGUGCAAGAGCGCUACGCAGGCGUUGCAAAACAGGCCGGCCCUGGUCAUCAAAGGGCCUAUGAACACAAGGUCGCAACCGCAUUUGGAUAUAAUGUAGAGGAUUUGCGCUCUAUUCCGGACAACGCGAAUCUAGGUGUCAGCUGCAGGAAUCCAUUAGCAACAGCAAAUAUUGGAACAGGCGAGACUGUGGUUGAUUUGGGUAGUGGCGGGGGAAUCGACGUUUUGUUAACUGCAAAGAAGGUUGGACUAGAAGGAAAGGCCAUUGGUAUUGAUAUGACGAAGGACAUGCUGGAAUUGGCACGUCGAAACGCGAAAAAUGCUGGCGCCUCCAAUGCAACUUUUAUUGAGGCUUGCAUUACUUCUAUCCCGAUGCCGUCAUCCACCGUUGAUUGCAUAAUCAGCAACUGUGUGGUAAAUUUGGUGCCGGAAGCCAAGAAACCGCUUGCUUUCCAGGAGAUGUUCCGCCUGCUGAAGCCGGGAGGUAGGGUUGCAAUCAGCGACAUUCUGGCAAAGCGAGAGCUUCCGAUGGAAAUUAAGACAGACCUUUCCUUGUAUGUUGAUUGCAUCGCUGGCGCCAGCCAGGUCAGCGAUUAUGAAAAGUAUUUGAAAGAAGUAGGUUUUCAAGAUACUUUGAUUCUGGACACCAACAGUGAUCUGAACCUUUACAAGGAAAUGUGGCAAAGCGAAAAGGCCAACGAAUUGGACCCUACUAGCUCAUGCUGCGAUAUGAAGAGAUCCGGAACGACCGAGAUGAAGAUGGCGGACGUGGAUUUCAAUCUCUGGACUGGCUCGCUCAAGAUCUUCGCCAUUAAGCCGGAUAUACACGGUUGA
Aspergillus glaucus CBS 516.65 is the source of this 858-nucleotide messenger RNA. RefSeq lists its product as uncharacterized. Gene Ontology annotation, molecular function: methyltransferase activity. The record is from RefSeq and is a predicted model, not a curated record. The transcript has 5 exons. NCBI's taxonomy places the organism in Eukaryota, Fungi, Ascomycota, Eurotiomycetes, Eurotiales, Aspergillaceae. The coding region runs from base 1 to 858 and encodes 285 amino acids.